Messenger RNA from Euleptes europaea (tarantolino), 2468 nucleotides. It is a transcript of the gene ZHX2, whose product is annotated as zinc fingers and homeoboxes 2. Bases 1 to 2457 code for a protein of 818 amino acids. The record is from RefSeq and is a predicted model, not a curated record. Gene Ontology annotation, molecular function: DNA binding; DNA-binding transcription factor activity, RNA polymerase II-specific. Lineage: Eukaryota; Metazoa; Chordata; Lepidosauria; Squamata; Sphaerodactylidae. Gene Ontology annotation, biological process: regulation of transcription by RNA polymerase II. Gene Ontology annotation, cellular component: nucleus. The transcript has a single exon.
AUGGCCAGCAAAAGGAAAUCAACGACUCCGUGUAUGGUGCGAUCAACUGACGCCGGGGUGCAGGAGGGUUCCAAGGACUCUAUAGCGGGAAAGGCAGCUGGCCUUCCGGAGCAGGACUCAGGAGAUAGUUGGUCUGGCAUUAAGGAGAACUGCGAGAAUGACUGUGAAGUGAUUGAGGGGAAAUCUUCCCCGGCCAAUCCUGUAAAGAAACUCUUGGGCGGUUACGAAUGUAAGUACUGCCCCUACUCCUCGCAGAACUUGAACGAGUUCACAGAGCACAUAGACAUACAACACCCCAAUGUGAUCCUCAACCCUCUCUAUGUAUGUGCAGAAUGUAACUUUAAAACCAAAAAGUAUGAUUCCUUAUCUGAACACAAUGCAAAACUCCACCCUGGAGAGAACAACUUUAAGCUUAAGUUAAUGAAGCUCAAUAAUCAGACUAUCCUAGCGCAGUCCAUUGAGGUAUCAAACAACCCAGUUGCUGCUGAAAUCCCUGAGAUCGAGAUAGAUCCCCUUGGGGCAAGCAUUACAAAAAAAACAACUCCGAAUGUGAACACUGGAAAGUCCAAAGGGGAGGUUAAAAAAGCUACCCUAGAGAACCACUUGGAUGGGUUCCGCCAUCUUGUUACUGAAACCAGUGAGCCUAUCACAUGUAUUAAUGCAGCAGAUCUCCUUCAGGAUGUACUUGCUCACGUGAUGCCCUCUGUACAGCUCCCACCAAAUAUCAACCUGGUUCCCAAAGUCCCCGUACCACUGAAUAGUACCAAAUACAAUUGUGCACUGGACACGAAUGCCACCAUGAUCAGUUCCUUCAACAAAUUUCCGUACCCUACACAGGCAGAGUUGUCGUGGCUGACCGCGGCGUCCAAACACCCAGAGGAGCAGAUCCGAAUUUGGUUUGCUACUCAGCGCUUGAAGCAUGGCAUCAGCUGGUCUCCAGAAGAGGUGGAAGAGGCGAGGAAGAAGAUGUUCAACGGCACCAUCCAACCGACAGUGCCCCAGACCAUCGCUGUUCUGCCGGCUCAUGUCACCUCUGCAAAAAUGCCGCAGCCACUUAUCCAAACAGCUGUGCCUUGUCAGAUACUUAGUCAGACCGGCCUGGUAUUGACGCAAGUGUCAAAUGGAUCAAAUGUUACACCAAUUACGCUUACUGUCGCUGCCAAUCAAGGGCAGAAACGGUGUGCCCAGAACCAGCCAGCUGCCCCAGAGGCAAAACGGCCCCAUGUCAUCCCUGCGGAAACCUCACCGAAACAAAACCCUCCUGCUCCCCCUGCAGUUACGGUGCCACCACCUGCUAUUCCUACGUUGCCACCACCUGCUAUGCCUACGGUGCCGCCACCUGCUAUGCCGCUGAUCUCACCAAAUGACCGCAAGAAGACCAAGGAACAGAUAGGAGCUCUGAAAGCAAGCUUUCUCCUCAGCCAGUAUCCCGACAACACGGAAAUAUACAGGCUCAUUGAAAUCACGGGUCUCUCCAGAAGUGAGAUCAAGAAGUGGUUCAGUGACCACCGAUACCGAAGUCAAAGGGGAAUUGUUAACAUCACGAGCGAAUCCAUAGCCAAGGACCAGAUAGCUCUGGCAGCUGCACGGCAGUGGCAUACUUAUGACCCCUCAGACUUAAUGACCCAAGAGUUCAAAGAUAAAAGCCACGAGCUGCUCGGGAUCCUUGAAGAAAGCUUCAUGAAGAGCUCUUUCCCAACCCAAAGCGAGCUGGAAAGGCUGAUGACUGAAACCAAGAUGAACAGAAAAGAGGUGGAUUACUGGUUUGCCGAGCGGAGAAAGCUCAGAGAUAACAUGGAGCAAGCUGUCUUGGACUCAAUGGGAUCAAGCAUAAAGACUCAAGAUGAAGGGACUUCCAACGGUGCCGUGAGUCAUAUGGACCAGCUGAACAUUUCCCAAGCACCACCAUCUUUGUCCAGGUGUCCCCCGGCGUUUACCGCAAAUAGCCAAGAGCAGGCCCACUUACUAAAAAGUACAUUUGCGAGAACUCAGUGGCCGUCGCCGCAAGAGUACGAUGAGUUGGCAGCUCAGACGGGGCUCACUAGGACUGAAAUAGUUCGCUGGUUCAAGGAGAACAGGAGCUCGCUAAGAACCGGGACUUUAAAAUGGCUGGACGAGUACCAGCAACAGUAUGGCGUGGACGGAUAUAAAGACCCAAAAGGGCCAAUUCCUGUUGCUGUUACAAAGUUCAGUAGUGACGCGGUUCAGCAGCCUCAGAAGGAAUUUCCGAAGCUGGGGAAGCUAAACAGGGAAGGAAUGGAGCAAUCAGAAUGCAAUAGCCGAGACAGCCAGGGCAACGAGGAUCCCGAGGAAGAAGAGAAUGUGAGUUGGGUGGAGGUGACCAUAGAAGAUGACUAUAUCACUUCGGACGGUAUGAACAGCUCGACUCGAACAGUGCCUGAAGUCAAAGUAGAGUAUGAUCCCGAAAGUAUAUCUGGUGAUAACUCUCACACCUAGACAGGUAACCA